Messenger RNA from Myotis daubentonii (Daubenton's bat), 3699 nucleotides. RefSeq names its product transcriptional coactivator YAP1-like. NCBI's taxonomy places the organism in Eukaryota, Metazoa, Chordata, Mammalia, Chiroptera, Vespertilionidae. The record is from RefSeq and is a predicted model, not a curated record.
GCGCGUCGGGGAGGCAGAAACCAUGGAUCCCGGGCAGCAGCCGCCGCCUCCGUCGGCCCCGCAGGGCCCGGGGCAGCCGCCCGCGCAGCCCCCGCGGGGGCAGGGCCCGUCGUCCGGCGGGCAGCCGGCACCCCCGGGGUCCCAGGCGGCGCCACAGGCCCCCCCCCCCCCCCCGGCCGGACACCAGAUCGUGCACGUCCGCGGGGACUCGGAGACCGACCUGGAGGCGCUUUUCAAUGCCGUCAUGAACCCCAAGACGGCCAACGUGCCCCAGACGGUGCCCAUGAGGCUCCGGAAGCUGCCGGACUCCUUCUUCAAGCCGCCGGAGCCCAAGUCCCACUCCCGACAGGCCAGUACUGAUGCAGGCACUGCAGGAGCCCUGACUCCACAGCACGUUCGAGCUCAUUCCUCUCCAGCUUCACUGCAGCUGGGAGCUGUGUCCCCUGGGACACCGACCCCCACAGGAGUGGUCUCCGGCCCAGCAGCUACCCCCACAGCUCAGCACCUUCGACAGUCUUCUUUUGAAAUACCUGACGAUGUACCUCUGCCAGCAGGCUGGGAGAUGGCCAAGACAUCUUCUGGUCAGAGAUACUUCUUAAAUCACAUCGAUCAGACAACAACAUGGCAGGAUCCCAGGAAGGCUAUGCUCACCCAGAUCAAUGUUACAGCCCCCACCAGUCCACCAGUGCAGCAGAAUAUGAUGGACUCGGCCUCAGGUACUCUUCCUGAUGGAUGGGAACAAGCCAUGACUCAGGAUGGAGAAAUUUACUAUAUAAACCAUAAGAACAAGACCACCUCUUGGCUAGACCCAAGGCUUGACCCUCGUUUUGCCAUGAACCAGAGAAUUAGCCAAAGUGCUCCAGUGAAACAGCCACCACCGCUGGCUCCCCAGAGCGCUCAAGGAGGAGUCCUGGGUGGCGGCAACUCCAACCAGCAGCAACAGAUGCAGCUGCAGCAACUGCAGAUGGAGAAAGAGAGACUGCGACUGAAGCAGCAAGAACUGCUUCGGCAGGAAUUAGCUCUCCGGAGCCAGUUACCAACACUGGAGCCGGAUGGUGGGACUCAGAACCCAGUGUCUUCUCCUGGGAUGUCUCAGGAAUUGAGAACAAUGACGACCAAUAGCUCAGAUCCCUUUCUGAACAGUGGCACCUAUCACUCUCGAGAUGAGAGUACAGACAGUGGACUGAGCAUGAGCAGCUACAGUGUCCCUCGAACCCCAGAUGACUUCUUGAACAGUGUUGAUGAAAUGGAUACAGGUGAUACUGUCAACCAAAGCACACUGCCCUCCCAGCAGAAUCGUUUUCCAGACUACCUUGAAGCCAUUCCUGGGACAAAUGUGGACCUUGGAACACUGGAGGGAGAUGGAAUGAACAUAGAAGGAGAGGAAUUGAUGCCAAGUCUUCAGGAAGCUCUGAGUUCUGACAUCCUUAAUGACAUGGAGUCCGUUUUGGCUGCCACCAAGCUAGAUAAAGAAAGCUUCCUUACAUGGUUAUAGAGCCCUCAGGUAGACUGAAUUCUAAAUCUGUGAAGGAUCUAAGGAGAUAAGACACACAUACCAGAAAUUUCCAAAUAAGCCAGUUGCGAUCUCCUGGCUAAUACAGAAAAAGAUGAACAAACGUCCAGCAGGAUUCUUUCAUCCACUGUUUUGCUCUUCCUUGUCCAUUCUGCUGUAACUUUAUUGCUGACCUCUUUCAUAGUUGGCCCUAAAGAAUCAAAAAAAAACCCCACAAAACUUCUUGUUUCUUUUGCUAUUAUAACUACUGUUUGUUUGGGGGCUGGGGGAAGUGAGCCUCUUUUGAUAAUGGAUGCCAUUCCUUUUGCCCAGUUAGAUGUUCACCAAUUAUUUUAACUAAAUAGACCUGGAAGUCAGAUGCUUCAUGUCACCACAUUUAGUUUGUUUAAGCAAUUAUUUCUUCAGCUGCUUUUGGCCAGUGGAAAAACAUGACUUACUGUUCUGAUAAACCAAAUAUGCUGUGUCUGAUAUUAAGUACUUAAUGAUGAUUUGUCGAGAUAGCUGAAACCAAGGCUGAAGACUGUUUUACUUUCAGUGGGUUUUGUUUUGUUUUGUUUUUUCCUCCUAGUGCUAUAUCAUUAGUCACAUAGUGACUUUGAUUUUAUUUUAGGAGCUUAUAAGGCAUGAGACAAUUUCCAUAAAAAUAUAUUAAUUAUUGCCACAUACUCUAGUAUAGGUUUUGAUGGGUUUGUAUUGUGGGUUUGUUUUGUUUUGGUUGAUUGGGUUUUUGUUUUUUUUCUGGAACCGAGGCAAAUGACCAUAGUAGUGAGUCUGUUUAUAGUUGUAGCUGAGAUGGUUAUUAUAGUUUCUUUGGUAAAAUCUACAUUUCCUGAUUUUUUACAUUUUUAUUUAAAUCUUGAUUAUCUGCUCUCUCCAUAUAUAUAUAUAUAUAUAUAUAUAUAUAUAUAUAUAUAUAUAUAUACACACACACACACACACACACACACACAUACCCUGACACACUUAUAAUUUCAUAUGAUAGUGUGAUAGCAGAAUGUAUAGGUUUUUUUUUAGGUUUCCCUUUCCAAUUUAUUUUAAAAUGGUAGUUUUGAAUAUAUGCAUUUAGAAUACAUGACUAAUGGUUUAUAUUUCACAGGUAGUUUAAAUCUGGUUGAGGCAGUCUACAGAUGUUUGAGGAAGUUUCAUGUUCUAGAAAGGCUGUUGUUGUGGAUAAUGCCUUAAGGAUAAUGCCCUCUGGGCACACAAGAGUAUUAUCUGAUGAAUUUGAAAGAAGCAAACAGGAAAUGGCUAUAUUUCCCCCUUGUUACUCCCUUGGACUAAUUUUAAGUCUUGAUGGGCAAUCACUGAGUAGGUUCAUAAUGUACAUGUCAGAAGUAAGUUUUAUGUGGUCAUGCACCUGCCUGUAGUUUUGGAAGUUUUACCUUCACCUUAGUUUUGGAAAUAAAUUCUAGUUAUUUUAGUUGUCAUUUGUUAAUGAUCAUUAACUACAUUAUUGCCUACAAGACUAUUCAUAUAAGACUUGCUCUUACUUCUAUAUACUGAGAAUUGACCCUGGACAGUAUAAUGCUGUACGGUCAUGUGUUAGCUGGUAAAAUGGUCAGAUUAAUAAAUGUAUAUUGGUAGUUGACUUUAGCAAAGAAAUAGUGAUAAUCAUGAGUAUACUUUUAUUUUUACAGGAAGAGAUAUUACUAGAGUAUGUGUCUACAGGAGUAAUAAUGGUUUCCAAAGAGUAUUUUUUAAAGGAAAAAAAUGAGCAUGAAUCCACUCUUCAGUAUAAGCUGUGAAGGAAUAGUUGGGUGUGAAUUACAGUGGCACCAGCUAGCACCUCUGUGAUUAAGGGUCUUUCAGUGUUCCUAGAGUAAGCCCUUAUUUUCAAGGGUUUAUAACAGGCAUAAAAUUUCUUUUCCUGGCUAAACCUGUUCUGAAAAGCCUCAGCUUGGGAAGAUAGAUUUUUUUUCUAAUUAACAAAAUCUAAGUAUUUUGACCCUUCAAUUUAGAGAAGUACAAAAGUUGGAAGUAAAGUUUCAUAUUAAGUAUUUUUAGUGCUCAAAAACAAUGCAAUCUCUGUGUUGUAUAUAAGGAUUAAUAGGUCAAUCACUCAUAAUAAAUGACUCUAAGGCUUUUUAUUAAGAAAACACCAGAGAGAUUAAAUCUUGAAAUAAGUCUGGGGGAAAGUGGCCACUGUGCAGAUACAUUGAUUUUUUUUUUUUAGAGCAAUAAUGAAA